Ilex paraguariensis (yerba mate) is the source of this 1536-nucleotide messenger RNA. NCBI's taxonomy places the organism in Eukaryota, Viridiplantae, Streptophyta, Magnoliopsida, Aquifoliales, Aquifoliaceae. The record is from the annotation of a GenBank genome assembly.
AUGAAGGGUCUUCGACGGGUGCUUGGGAGGUGGAGGUGGAGGUGUUCUCAAAUUCAAAGAAACGAAAGCAAAUUGGGCAACGCCAAACUCCUGUUACCAGAACUUUCACUACCUUCGUCAACCCCAAGCUCGCCCCCAUUCAUUCCCGGAACUCAGUCUCCCUCACUCCAUCUUCUUCACUCCGACCUCACACAAAUCCCGACAUUAAACACAGCCCCAACGCCUCAUGCUCACCGACACACCACCAAUAUGACCCUCUCUUGCCAGUCUCUCUCCUCCCCAAUUCUCAUCCGCACCACCACCACCACCCUCCAACAUUUCCCAUUUCCCGCCACUAUACCCAGCAACCUCUCAGCCACCGGAGGCCGGAGACUUCUGGGUUCCUACAUUCUCAGAGCAAGAGGAAAAGAACUAGUCCUCGGAAACCCAUCGGUCACCGUCGAGAAAGGUAAGUACAGCUACGACGUCGAAACCCUAAUCAAAAAGCUCUCUAGCCUCCCACCAGGAGGCAGCGUUGCUCGCUGCCUUGACACCUUCAAGAACAAGCUUUCCCUCAAUGAUUUUGCCUUAGCGUUCAAAGAGUUCGCUCACCGCGGCGACUGGCAGCGCUCGCUCCGCCUCUUCAAGUACAUGCAGCGACAGAUCUGGUGUAAGCCCAACGAACACAUCUACACAAUCAUAAUUGGCGUGCUUGGCCGCGAAGGACUUUUAGAUAAAGCCUAUGAGAUAUUCGACGAAAUGCCCAGCCACGGUGUUCCGCGUAGUGUCUUUUCGUUCACGUCAAUUAUUAAUUCAUAUGGUCGAAAUGGCCAGUUUGAGACCGCAUUAGAACUUUUGAAGAGAAUGAAAAAGGAAAAAGUUCAGCCGAGCAUUUUGACUUAUAAUACAGUGAUUAAUGCUUGUGCUAGAGGCGGGUAUGAAUGCGAGGGGUUGCUAAGUUUGUUUGCCGAAAUGCGGCAUGAGGGUAUUCAACCCGAUAUUGUUACUUAUAAUACAUUGCUUAGUGCUUGUGCCCAUCGGAGUUCAGGGGAUGAGGCAGAAAUGGUGUUUAGGACAAUGAAUGAGGGUGGGAUUGUACCGGAUAUAACGACAUACAGUUAUUUAGUUGAUACGUUUGGUAGAUUGGAGAAAUUAGAAAAGGUUUCAGAGCUUUUGAGGGAAAUGGAAGAUGGAGGGAACUUACCAGAGAUAACGUCCUAUAAUGUGCUAUUAGAGGCGUAUGUGCAUUCAGAGAAAAUUAAGGAGGCAAUGGGGGUGUUUAGGCAAAUGCAGGCUGCAGGGUGUGUGCCCAAUGCGGCGACUUUUACUAUUUUGUUGAAUUUGUAUGGGAAGCAUGGUAGGUAUGAUGAUAUUAGGGAGCUUUUUCUUGAGAUGAAAGUGAGUAACACGGAUCUGGAUCCGAGUACUUACAAUAUUCUUAUUGAGGUGUUUGGUGAAGGUGGGUAUUUUAAGGAGGUGGUGACUUUAUUUCAUGAUAUGGUAGAGGAAAAUGUUGAGCCAAAUAUGGAGACUUACGAGGGGUUGAUAUUUGCUUGA